This is a messenger RNA of Truncatella angustata, 1685 nucleotides long. RefSeq names its product C6 zinc finger protein. NCBI's taxonomy places the organism in Eukaryota, Fungi, Ascomycota, Sordariomycetes, Amphisphaeriales, Sporocadaceae. The coding region runs from base 132 to 1646 and encodes 504 amino acids. The record is from RefSeq and is a predicted model, not a curated record. Gene Ontology annotation, biological process: regulation of DNA-templated transcription. Gene Ontology annotation, molecular function: zinc ion binding; DNA-binding transcription factor activity, RNA polymerase II-specific. The transcript is spliced from 2 exons.
GGCCGUUACGUGACUGAUGGGGCCGAGCUCAACACCUUGCUGCUGCACGUUGGCGACCUCUGAUUGUUCCUUUUUGGUGUCUUUGGUGGCGGAGACCGUAUCCCAUAUUCCAAUCCGCAGUUCUGACAGUGAUGGCACGGAAGGGUAUUCAGAAAGUCAAGACAGGGUGUACCACUUGCAAAAUCCGCAAGGUCAAAUGUGAUGAACGACGUCCACAGUGCUUGCGCUGCUCAAGUACGGGCCGCAAGUGCGACGGUUACGUCCCACCGCCUCUUGGCACAUACUCCUGGUCGCAUUUGAUACAACCAAGCUUGGAUGCCAUACAAACAACAACAAGUGCCGAGUCACAUAUCCUGUCCUAUUUCCGACAGGUGGUUGCCCCUUCCCUUGCCGGUCCGCUGGAUACUUAUUUGUGGGCCAACAUCGUCGUUCAGGUGUCUUCCCGAGAAGCAGCGGCGAAGCACGCCGUGCUAGCAAUCAGUUCCUUGUACCAAUCCUUCCACAAAGAUUGGGCAGGAUUUCCUCACGUAACGCAGGAGGAAGCCUUUGUUAUGCGGCACUAUAACGAGGCUAUCAUACACUUACGAGCAGCCAGCGAUCAGCAUACAAUUCUGGUGGUGUGUAUGCUGUUCGUCUGCAUUGAGUUUAUGCGCGGAGAUCAUAAGCGUGCCAUUGACCACUGUCGACAUGGGAUACACAUGCUCAACCGCGCGCCCACCGAAACAGAAUUUGUACGAGAAUAUAUGAGACCAUUAUUCUGUCGUUUGAGCGUCUUCCCCUACUUCUUUGGCGCUAGUCCCGACACGUUUCCUUCUCUGGAAUACCCGUCGAUGGAUGCAAAGACGUCCUUCAGCACUCUUGCAGAUGCACACAUGGCGUUGAAUCCAUUAAUUGCACGGACUGUUCGGUUUGUGCGCUCUGCAGACACAUACCGCCUGGGUUUGCUACCGUUACCAACACAAAACUUCGGCAUUAUGAAGGACCGGCAAGUCAUCGAUUCGUCUCUAGACAGCUGGUUUGUGGCAUUUCAUUUCUACAAGACACACAAAGCCUCAACACUGCGCGAUAACAAAUUUAUGCGCAUGCUGGAGAUUCGCUGGCUCACCUGCAAAAUUUGGCUGGACACGUGCUUUUCGAAGGAAGAGUCAAUAUACGACACGCAUUUGGACAAAUUCCGCACUAUUGUAGACCUUGCAAAUGACGCCACAGUUCUCAUAGACGCAGCCAACAAGCACCGACAACCCAGAGUCGCAUUUGAAAUAGGAUUCGGCCCGUUUCUGGCGUUUGUUGUAAUCAAGUGCCGGUGCUUAAAGCUUCGGAUCACUGCUCUGACAUUGAUGAAGGAAAUUUCACCACCGAGGGAGCAUUGCUGGGACACGUCUGUCUUGUUUGCGUUGGGGCAACGCACGAUUGAGAUUGAACAUGAUCUGAAACUGGACUUGCAUAUGCAACUGGACAAAAUCCAGCAUGAUGUGAGCUUGCCUCCAGAAGAAAAACGUAUCAGAGACUCAAUCAUGCACCUGGAGUCUGGACCAUUGUCUGGCGUGGAGGGUAUCGAUAUGGAGCGCCAAAUGAUCUGCUUCUUAAUGAAAGACCCUAGCGGUGAUGGUAUCGUGAACAGGGAUGAGCCGCUCACGGCUAGUUGACCCCGACUAACAAAUAAAGGAAAGAAAAUAAUUUGAAAG